ACUUUUACAUUUUUGUCUUUUUUGUUUAACGUCGGUUUUAAGAUUUCAAAAUGUCCGGACGCGGCAAGCAAGGCGGAAAGGCCCGAGCCAAGGCUAAAACCCGCUCUUCGCGGGCGGGGCUCCAGUUCCCUGUGGGUCGAGUGCACCGCUUGCUCCGCAAGGGCAACUACUCCGAGCGAGUCGGGGCUGGCGCGCCAGUAUAUCUGGCGGCGGUAUUGGAGUACCUGACCGCCGAGAUCCUGGAGCUGGCGGGCAACGCGGCCCGCGACAACAAGAAGACCCGCAUCAUCCCCCGACACCUGCAGCUGGCCAUCCGCAACGACGAGGAGCUAAACAAGCUGCUGGGUAAAGUCACAAUUGCUCAGGGCGGUGUUCUGCCCAACAUCCAGGCUGUGCUGCUCCCCAAGAAGACUGAGAGCCACCACAAGGCCAAGGGCAAGUAAAACGAGAACUCGCAUAUUGGCUUUUUACGGAAGCAAUCUUAACCAAAGGCUCUUUUCAGAGCCACCCAUGUAUUCAUUAAAAGGGCUCACAUUUUCUCUAUGUAAGUAGCUGUUCUGCAGCUUUCUUUAAUAAUUCUUUCACCUAUAAGUGAGUGUUCUUGCACUCUGAACCGUGAAACUAACCGUCCAUUUUAAGGAUGCCAUAAAAAUACUUGAGCAAAUUGGCGGGGCGCGGUUGCUUAACGCCUGUAAUCCCAGGACUUUGGAAGGCCAAGGUGGGCGGAUCCACAGGGUUAGGAGUUCCAAAACAGCCUGACCAACAUGGUGUGAAACCCCGUCUCUACUAAAAAUACAAAAAUUAGCCGGGCGUGGUGGCGCGCUCCUGUAAUUUUAGCUACUUAAGAGGUUGAGGCAGGAGAAAAGCUUGAACCCCAGAGGCAGAGGUUGCAGUGAGCCGAGAUCGCGCCACUGCACUCCAGUUUGGGCGACAGAACGAGACUCUUUCAAAACAAACAAUCCAAAAAAGCAAACUAAUUAAAAUGCAAAGAGACUUUAUGUCACAUGUAAUUUAAAUCGAUCAAUGCAGCAGCUCGUUAGGAUUGCAAAGCUGUUAAAAGGCCUGAGAAAUACAGGAGAGAAGUUAAUGUUUGUCAGAGAAGUUAAUGUUUGUCAGUGUUUACAUUUACAUAGAAAUGUAGUUAGUGACUUAAAGCAACAGAACAAGAACCAACCUUUUAUUGUCUUGUAUGCAUCUUAAUGAUACGAAAUAACCUGUAAUUUGUAAGGAUUUUGGGUUUGUUUUUGCAAGCCACUUUCAACUCUACUGAGCUAACCCUAAUUAAUUAUAAAUAGGAAUACAAACCUACAUCCUCUGGAGCCAGAUGGCCCUUAGGUGGAGCUUCUUAGCACAGUGUUCAGCAUGACUAAAAGGGCACACUGGUCUUUUUGUGCCAUUUAUAAAUUUGGCUUUUUUUUUUUUUUUUUUUUUACAGCAGAUUACACAAAUACCAGUUGAACUUGUAAAAGAUAAGAGACUGCUUUCAUAUGAGGAUGUCAUAUUGUGGUGAAAUUAAAUAUGUUCAUGUAGCUUAACAUCAGGUUUCAUAUUGUUACUUAUGAGUUAAUAGUCAUGGUGCAUUUGGAACAAAUUAUUGAAAAUAUCUCCAAGUUUAAAUAGACAAAUCAAGAUAUGAAAUUAGCCUUUCUAAACUUAAGAGGGUAAAAAGAAAUCACUUGGCCAAUCACAACUAGCGCGCGUCUUUUUAAAACGUUGAUCAAAGCCAGUUUCAGCGCCAACAUUUAAAAAAAAAU
Pongo pygmaeus (Bornean orangutan) is the source of this 1754-nucleotide messenger RNA. RefSeq names its product histone H2A type 1-D. Gene Ontology annotation, molecular function: protein heterodimerization activity; structural constituent of chromatin; DNA binding. The transcript has a single exon. The record is from RefSeq and is a predicted model, not a curated record. NCBI's taxonomy places the organism in Eukaryota, Metazoa, Chordata, Mammalia, Primates, Hominidae. The coding region runs from base 51 to 443 and encodes 130 amino acids. Gene Ontology annotation, cellular component: nucleosome.